Sipha flava (yellow sugarcane aphid) is the source of this 1297-nucleotide messenger RNA. Its product is annotated as pre-mRNA-splicing factor ISY1 homolog. Gene Ontology annotation, biological process: mRNA 3'-splice site recognition; generation of catalytic spliceosome for second transesterification step. Gene Ontology annotation, cellular component: post-mRNA release spliceosomal complex; catalytic step 2 spliceosome; Prp19 complex. The record is from RefSeq and is a predicted model, not a curated record. NCBI's taxonomy places the organism in Eukaryota, Metazoa, Arthropoda, Insecta, Hemiptera, Aphididae. Bases 412 to 1239 code for a protein of 275 amino acids. The transcript has 5 exons.
UCAUGAUCCAAAAUUCUGAGAAUUGAUGUUAGAUAUUUGAAUUACAAAUAUUAUUCUUUUCAUUAAUAAAUACAAUUUUUCUAAAAAUCAUUUACAUAAAGCCAAGCAGCCGCUGCGGUUUAAUAUUAGAAUAAUAAGAAUUCUUAUUCCCUAUAAGUUUAAAACGUUUUGGUGAAUUAUUGUUAUCAUUGACUGGUUAAAUAGCAGAUAACGCUUUAACAUUUGUACAUUGACAUUAUGUAUUUUUGAAUGAUCAUGAAAUUAAGAUAAUAUCUUUAUAAUUGUUCAUGUUGUGAACUAAAAUCUUAAUACCGGUAACAGACUGGUACAAGUUAACCAUACAAGAAUAUACAUUUGUAGAUCUAAAUAGUUAACACCUCGUGGUGUAAUUGUCUAAGAUCAGGAACCGCCAUGGCCAGAAAUGCAGAGAAAGCAAUGACUACACUGGCUCGUUGGAGAGCAGCUCAAGUGAAGGAACAUGGUGGCAAGGAAGAACGACGACCAUACUUGGCUACUGAAUGUACAGAUUUGAAGGCGGCUGAAAAAUGGAGAGUUCAAAUUAUAAGAGAAAUAUCCAAAAAAGUUGCACAAAUUCAAAAUGCUGGAUUAGGAGAGUUUAGAUUACGUGAUCUGAAUGAUGAAAUAAAUAAAUUAUUGCGUGAAAAAAAACAUUGGGAAUAUCAAAUACGUGAACUUGGUGGUCCAGAUUUUUUACGAAUGGGGCCAAGAAUGCUUGACCAUGAAGGUAGAGAAGUACCUGGUAAUAGAGGAUACAAGUAUUUUGGAGCUGCUAAAGAUCUACCUGGUGUGAGAGAACUUUUUGAACACGAACCUCCUCCACCGCCUCGUCGUACUAGGGCUGAACUUAUGAAAAAUAUAGACGCAGAUUACUAUGGAUACAUGGAUGAAGAAGAUGGUCUUUUAUUAGCUAUGGAAACUAAAAAAGAAAAGAAAAUGCUGGAAGCAUUAGGUCAAAAAGCAGUAAUUCGUGAUGAAAUGGAGUCAGCUUUUGAAGAAGUUGACAGUGAUGAUGAAGAUAUUUCAACUAUGUUCAGUAGCUCUCGUUAUAUACAUCCUCCACCUGUGCCAACUGAUCAAGAUAUUCAAAAUCUGAUCCUAGAUUAUAAAAAGCGAGAAUUACUUGAAACUUUUGCUGGCAUAGAAGGUGGCAAAGAAUAUGAAGAAGUAGAAGAUUUAGCUAAUAUAUCAUCAUCAGAUGACGAAAUAUAUACUAAAUAAAUGUUACAAAAUUCUAUUCUAUACUUUUAAUAAUAAUAAUUACCUUUUUUAUACAAAA